Dreissena polymorpha is the source of this 3322-nucleotide messenger RNA. Its product is annotated as ETS translocation variant 1-like. Gene Ontology annotation, cellular component: nucleus. The record is from RefSeq and is a predicted model, not a curated record. Bases 441 to 2063 code for a protein of 540 amino acids. Lineage: Eukaryota; Metazoa; Mollusca; Bivalvia; Myida; Dreissenidae. Gene Ontology annotation, molecular function: DNA-binding transcription factor activity, RNA polymerase II-specific; sequence-specific DNA binding. The transcript is spliced from 9 exons. Gene Ontology annotation, biological process: regulation of transcription by RNA polymerase II; cell differentiation.
CGGCCUUGCUGUGACGUUCUGCUUGAUAUCUCGUCAUCCAAGUCGCAUUCUCUUCCACUCUUAGGAAUGAUAUCGUCACAGAGGAUGCGAUUCACAAGAUUUAACCGUGAUUCGAUAAUCUGCCAAUCUUGGUUCCGCCCUCCUGCCAAUCACGCGCUUGCUGAGCAACGCCUUAACCAAUCGGAACUGAGCAAUCCUGCUACGGAGCCUACGGGCGGAUAGCUGCUUCAAGAAACAGGUCUCGGGGAAAAGAAUCUGUUAUCUUUCUAAGUUUAAGACGCUGUGAUGAAAUUGAAACAUGCUGUGAUUUUUGUGGAUUUAUUAAUUUACAUGUUGAACAGUGUUGUUGACAUUCAUUUUUAUUGUUAUACAAAUUUUAAACGUGAAUGAAAUAAUAGAACUACGCCGACCUUGACAUUUUAAUACGCGGGUUCAAGGUCAUGUCGACCCAGCUGCACGGCCUGGGACCGGAUAUCACAUCACCCGCCACCCCGGGGGAUCCCAGGGGUCGAUCCAGCGAGGCCCGGCCUUGCGGCAUCACACCAACACUGCAAUCUCCAGCCAAACAUCCCCAAGUAAAGUCCCCACAUCCCCAAAGCUGUGAAAACAAGGACCACGUGGAUAAGGGGCCUCUAGAGCGGGCGACCAAACUGCCGCCCCUUGAUUCUGGGACAAAAGUCACCGGAAGUAAGUGCGCUAACACGGAAGAACCGAAUAGGGGACCGUGUCACGUGACCGGAAGUGACGGGUUGAUUCAGGAAUCAGAGGAGUUAUUUCAGGAUCUCAGUCAGAUGCAAGAAACUUGGCUAGCCGGGGAGCAAGGAUUGCCUAGAAACGGUUGUCAGGGCAACGAGGCGGGAACCAGGCCUCGUUCAGGUCGCGACUGUGAGGCGCCUCCUUGCGGCAAGAAACACUGCUCAAACCCCGCCAUGCCUCGCGUGGAUGUCACUUCGUCCAAACCAGCAUUCGAUACUUCCCUGUAUAGCCCGCCGGAGAGCAGACUUCAUCUGCAGCACGACCCUUCCCGCAGCUGUCCUAACAGCGAGUUCCAGUCGAACUAUUCGCGGUUCAUGUCCAUGUCCUAUCCACACUUAUACAAGGCAGACGAACAGUACCGACCGUACGACGCCGAGAUGACGUCAGGGCAACGUCAUAACGGCUUCUCGUCGUCAUCGUUUGGACCCGUGUCACCGACAAACGUGUCAAUAAAACAGGAGCCACGCGAUUUUAACUUUGAUCCCGGGUCCAGAUUUCCGGCCUCCCCGGGCCUACAUCGAGCCAUGUGGAGCCGCAACGCCAGUCCACAAGAAGGUAUGUCGUGUCCAUACGAGAACACGUUUCGGUUCUUCUACCAGGAGGACCCACUGUACCUAGAACGGCUCCGUGAACGACACAGAACGUUUUACGAAGGCAUAGAUAUGAAGACGGAGCUUUACAGGGACCUGUAUUUCGAGCGCUACCGGGAGCUGCCGCACCCCUCGUACCAGCGUCGGGGCUCCCUACAGCUGUGGCAGUUCCUGGUCACCCUGCUGGACGACCCCUCCAACGCCUCAUUCAUCGCAUGGACGGGCCGCGGGCUCGAGUUUAAACUCAUUGAACCCGAGGAGGUUGCUCGGCGUUGGGGCAUUCAGAAAAACAGACCCGCCAUGAACUACGACAAGUUGAGCCGCUCCCUUCGCUAUUACUACGAGAAAGGAAUCAUGCAAAAGGUUGCCGGCGAACGCUACGUCUACAAGUUCGUCUGCGACCCGGAAGCACUGUUUUCAAUGGCGUUUCCGGACAACCACCGGCCGGUUCUUAAAACAGACCAUUCCUCCACGGCGCAUGCACUCGCCGACGGACUUUUUCGCGAAUCUAGUCAAUCGCCGGAUGUGACGUCAGCUUCGUUUCCUCUGACGUCAUUUACAUCGCCGUCUCAGAUACCGACGUUACCGCCUAUCAGUGUACCGCAUAACGGCGGUUCGAACUUUUUCGCGCCUUCAGAUCCGAACAGAUUCCCGUACAUACAGGAUGUACAGAAGUUGUAUAAUUCUGGACCUUACAUGGAGUCUUGUGUAUACUGAUCAACGGUUAAAGAAUAUAGCCAGAUGAUAUAUGUACAGUGUGGUCGCGCAAGCUGGGCUGGAUAGCAUAAUUAACGUAUAAAUGAUCCUUGUUUUGGGAAAACCGGGCAUAUUGCAUGUGCGUAAAGUGUCGCCAAUUUUCGCCUUAACUGGAUUUUCAUUUAGAAGAAAAUAAAAUAUUAUUGAAAAAACAAACAAAUACGAAGUGGUGUCCAUGGUUACCCUGUGCGGACUUCAUCGGCUUAUCUGGGGCUACACUUAUGCACAUGCGAUAAGCCCGAUUUUCCCAGAACAAUGAUCAUGCAAUAAGCCCGGUUUUCCCAGAACAAUGAUCAUGCGAUAAGCCCUGUUAUCCAAGAGCGAGGCACAAACAAUAGCAUACAAUUAUGUAUUAUUAUUGCAAAGUAUAACGCAUGGUAAAUGAGCCAUUUCUCGUAUUGUGCCAUAUGAAUUGGAAUUAUUUAUUGUUGACUUGUGUAUUUUCUUUAAGAAAGCGGGUGAUGUAAGUCUUCGUUUCGAUAUUAAUCGCGACAUUUCACACAGUUCGGGUUGUGUAUUACACACAGUUCGCGUUGUGUAUUUCGUUGAUUCUGUUUUUGUUAUUAUGUAAGACACACCAUGCAGAUUCACCUGUAAGUAUAUAUUGUUCAUGUAAGAUUUAUUUAUUCAAAUGUGACUGAUGUCUAAACAUAUAAAUGUUAUGUAAAGUCUGUAUAAAAAAUUAAUUUAAAGGAAAUUUCUUUGUAUCGAAAAUAGAAACAAUAUUGAAUAUCAGUGUACAUAAGGUUUUAUGAUUAAUUAUUUCUAAUAAAGUUAACCUAAGGACAAAUACAUCAUGUUUUAAAGAUCCAAAUUAAAAUAUCAUCCAGAAUUGAUAACUCAUUUGCCUAUUGACAGUUUUCAAACUGUUGAAACGGAUUCAAAGACAAAGCAGUGUUUGUAUUUAACAAAGUUUACUGACAUGAAGAAUAUUGCUAUGAAACUGCAAGUGUGAUUUCUCUCAGUGACGUAAGACAAGAACAUACAAACGUUACUUCAACUAUCGUGUAUAACGCUGAACUAUAAAGACUUUGCGUGUGGUCUGUUUGAAGUUGAUUUUUUUGAAAAACCUGAAUAAAGCAAAAAUUCACCGUAAGGCAGCGCUAAGAUGUUAUUUUAAUGCGGAAGAUUUUGUUCGAAUUUCUUGUUAUAGAAAUUUACACUUAUUGCCUAAGGUUUCUUCCAUUAAAUCAUCAAAAACGUAGUUUUCAUUUGAUCUA